CAAAAAUGAAUUGGUGAUUCGUACGUUGAAAAUUUUGUGCACAACAUGGUGUCUGGGGACCACGAAAAGUUGCUGCCCGAGCCGGAGAAUUACGUGAAAUGUUUUUAUGAUCUCUUUAAAAGCAUUGCCGAGGCACAGAGAAAUAAGGAAGAAUGGAGAAAAUGUAAAAAAAAUAAAUCUAUACGUAAAAGAGAUAAGAAAAAGAUUGAUUUAACUGGAGAUUUAAAUUACAAUAGUCCACCAGAAAUAGAAUUACCUUGCAAUGCUUCUGCAUUUGCUGUAUUUGCUAGUGUUAGAAGCGCUAUUUUGGAAAAACAUGCUAGAACAACAAAUGAGGUUUAUAGAGUAUCAAAUUGUAAUUCUCCAUCACCACCAGAACAUAGUGAGACUAUGGAUACAGAAAGUGAUGAUGAGGAUAGGAUAUCAACUAUACAGAGUUUACCAAAGAUUGUAGGCAUUGGUUUACGAAGUGUUUUCACGUUAAUGAGGGAAAGCAGAGCAAUUGAACCUCUUUUAUGUACAAAAGCAUUAUCAGCUCUAUUGGAUAUAUUGCAAGGACAACUCCCAGAAGGGCUGAAGUCUGAACCAGAUGAUGUUAUUGAUCCACUUUUUGAUCUGCUGUUGGAUCUAGCAACUUCACACGGCCCAGAAUCAGCAGCUGCAAAUGAUGGUAGUCAUUUGACUGCAGUUGCUUGUGCAUGUUUAUUGAGCCUUGUGGUUGUCAGAGGUGAUACUGGUCGUCUGUUAGCAGCAAUUGCUGCUUUACUCAUGUGUCCUAGAGCACUAGCAGUUCAAAAUAUUCAAAUGCCAUGUGUAUUAACAUCCUUACAAAGAAGUGUACAAGCUGUAUUACUUGGAAAACUUAUACGGCCAGACUGGAUUACAUAUGGAGUUCCUAAAUGUUCUAAGAUUUAUACUUCUACGCUUAAGUUACCAAAUGAGAUAAAUAAUAUAACAUUAAAUGGACGAAGUUUUGUGAGUGACGGAAAGUACCUGUACCUACACACAACUAGAGGAUUAUUAAAAAUUGGUAGUGGUCACGGUGGAACCAUUUGGGGUCAUAUGUAUAUUCAGAAAGCAGAUUUUUAUCCAACGGAAACCGGUUGGCUCGGUUAUGCAAAUAAUACAUUAUAUUUUAAGUGUACACCCCGAAAACAGAGCGAAUUACUAAUCAUUGAUGCAGAAACCCUUGUAGUCACAGGAAUUGCCGUUUUAGAAGGUCGUGACUGGUCAUCUUCCGUUAUGUUUUCCGAUGGCGAAUGUUUAGGAAUGAUAACAGCGGGAAAAGAUGAUGGUUUUGUAGUCAGAACAAUAAAUACACUAAGUAAUCCAGUAGCGGUUGCAUCCGAAUUACCAUUGAAAUUAGCAAGAAAAUGUGUAGAUGUUUUUGGAUACUCUGCUUUUGAUGAAGAACAAGCCGUUCAUAUAUUAAAUCCAGGCUGUGACGACGAAAUUGCUACAGUUACAGCAGGGAAAGAAUUUGGUUUAUUAAAAACUGUGUCUGGAAAGGUAUUAUAUACUGGAAAAGGAACUUGUCUUGGUAUGAAAAGUAAUACAAGGCCUAAUAGAUGGGUAGAAUUAACACUUGGAAAAGGACCAAGACUUGUACAUUUUGCGGCUGGUCAUGAUGGUCAGCACGUUGUUAUGAUUAUGGAAGAUGGUUCUGUUUUAUUUGCUGGAACUGCUAGGCGUGGAGAGGAUGGUGAUAACAAUAAAGUUCGUCGACAACCCAAACCGGUUAAGCCAAAAAAGAUAGCAAAGGUAGAAGGACAAUUUAUUGUAGACGCCGCCUGCAAUAAUGGAUCGACAGCAUUAGUCACUAAAGAGGGUGCUUUGUUAAUGUUUGGCAAAGAUACCUUGCACAGUGAUCCGGUAUCAGGGGUAGUUACCGAUCUCAGAGAUGUCUGUGUUGUUCACGUUUCGUUAGGAAAAGCUCAUGCUGCGACAUUAACUAACAAAGGUCAUCUGUAUACAUUUGGGAUUAAUAAUAAGGGUCAGUGUGGUAGAGAUUUUACAGCAGUUCAUGCUGUAAAUAAGGAUGUCUCUGUUGUCGCUAUGGAGAUGGGUACAGCGGACGAUGAACUUUUAGUGACAGAAGAAGACGGCGUAGAACCGACUGAAGAUUGGGAGGAAACAAGAGGGAUGUGUCCUCCAGGAUUACAUCAGUGGAAGCAUCGUGUUUGUAUGGUUUGCACGGUGUGCCGAGAGUGCACUGGUUGUAGUAUAUCAUGCUUGAGUAGUAUACGACCGGAUCGAAACCCUGGCCAGGAAUGUGGAUGUGGUAAGGGUGACAGUGGUUGCGCGGAAUGCGGAUGUUGUCGAACAUGCGCAAGAAAAAGUUGUACCACUGGUAGAUCCAGUUCCAAUUUUCGGGAAUAUUUACAAAGGCGUCUGGGAGAAAUUAAGCAGAAGCAGAGAACCAAAGCAGGUCCAAGUACUGCGAAAUAUGGAAUGAAGAUGAAAGCUGGUCCAAGCGUGAUACAAAAGAGUACCGGGAAAAUGGCAUUGGGGUUAAGUACUAAUUUGAUGAUUGAAGAAGGUAUUGGAGGAAGCGAUAUUGAACGAGGUGACGCGGCAAGAAUAGCUAGUAUACCACCAGCUAGAGUUCCUAUACCCAGCGAAAGUCCUGUGGUUCAAGUAUCGUGUGGAUUGCACCAUACAGUGGUGCUCUUACAAAAUGGGGAAGUUUAUACAUUUGGAAGCAAUAUAUAUGGUCAGCUGGGUGUAGGAGAUUUAGUAGCACAUGCUGGAGUCGUUCACGUUAAGUUACCAGGAAUAGCAACGCAAGUUGCGGCUGGAAGUAAUCAUACUGUCAUACUUACUUCAAAAGGCGAAGUGUUUACGUUCGGAGCUUAUCAAAAAGGACAAUUGGGCAUGAAUUGGUGGAAUGGACAAAACGACUCUUCAAAUACUACUUCACAAACUAGUCGUCGUUCUGAUAGGACACAGCCAUGGCACAGUUUUCCAAACGUAGUUCCAAAUAUCGGUCCACGAUGGGGUAGACGUGCAACAUGGGUUGGCGCAAGUGGAGAUCAAACUUAUGUCAAAAUUGAUGAAAUAAAUUUUAUUAGUUUAACAAGGAGUACUGUUAUGGCAAAUAAAAACUGCAUAAUUUUAAUUCCACAUCAAACUGAUCACGCAAAUUCGUUCAAAUGCUUAGUUAUAAGUAAACGGGACGGCACUUGUAAUAGUUACAGCGGAGCGGAUCAAGUUGACUUCAGUAAUUGUGCAACCUGUUUAGAUCCUUUGUAUAACGUGAUUUGGACUUUUAAUCCGAUAAAGAGUGAAAUAAGCCUAUAUAAUAUUAUAUCAACGGAAGCUAGAACGAUUCCUGGCUUGGAAGUAUCUAUUUUGAAUCCAGGCUUAGCACUGCCUGUAGUAUCAAGCUGCUUUGUAACGCGUUCCCAAGCUGCGAUGCAUUUGUUGGCCUGUUUGGAUACUCUUACACAAGCUCAAGAUGAAAAUCUGACUAUAGUAGAAGAAAAUGAAUGUAAUCAAUCAACACACGGAAAAGCGUACAGUCGGGAAGAUUUUGUUACGGUUAAUAGAUUUGAAAGUCACGGUGGUGGUUGGGGUUACACCGCACAUUCGAUCGAGGCUAUCAGAUUUAUGCCUGAUACUGAUAUCUUGCUUGGUGGAUAUGGAUUGUUCGGAGGCCGGGGCGAAUAUACAGCAAAAAUAAAACUUUUCGAUAUUGGAACUGAUGGAGGAGAUCAAGAAAACGAUGGUGAACUUUUAGCAGAAUCAGAGGAAGUACCGUACGAAUGCGGACCGAGACAAAAGUAUUCUAUAUUAUUCGAUGAACCGAUUGCUUUGCAAGCUAACAGGUGGUACGUUGCAUGGGCAAAAGUUAGCGGUCCUUCCAGUGACUGCGGAACUGGUGGUCAAGGAAUGGUCACGGCUAAAGAUCAAGUUAUGUUUUAUUUUAAAUCAUCCAAGAGAUCUAACAACGGAACAGAUGUGAAUGCUGGACAAAUUCCACAAUUAUUGUAUCGUAUUGUUACACCCGAAAGUCAAACUCCUAACAGGCAAAGAGAUCAAGUCGAACCAGUUUAUGUAUUGAAACGGGAUUUUAGUAGAACGGUGACUAAAGAAUGUUUUCAGUCAUUAAUAUCUCUUCUUCAGUGGAGUUGGAAUACAUUAAAAGCAGCAUUAAAUGACACUAUGGUUCAUGCUAUUUCCUCUCACGCAUUGCUCGAAAUGGAGCGUUUGGUUUAUAUUAGUAAAGCUAGUUUACGAUUACUUAGAACAUAUAUUAACGAAAUUUAUCCUAAUCAAGUUGGCAAGAAAACCCCGGCUGAAUCGGUUCGUUUAGCCGAAUGCAUUGGAGAAGUGCGUGCGCUGUUACAUCAAAUUUUAUCUGAUUCUGUGCCAUUAAAUACAAAGAGUAAAGGAAAAACGCGAUCAAAUAAAAGUACUACUACAAUAAGCAACAAGUUGACAAAUAGCAUACUGGAUGAAUGUCAUAGAACAUUUGUCGCUUGUUAUCAUGCAUUUUAUCCGACGGCAUACUUAAAAUGGACAUGUCUCUGUGAAUUAUUAUCGGAAAUUGAUAGGGAACAGGGAAGAUCUUCAAAAGACCGUCUAUUAUCAGCCGUUUUAGCUUCCUUGUGUAAUCCAGCCAUUCGUCUACGAUGUACAUUUCCGAUUUUGACUAACAUCAUGGAUAGCAGUGAUAGCAUCAAGCGGCAGCUCAGUCCAUCCGACAAUACUGGCUUGUUGAUGAUCAAUUCCACGGAAAGCCAUCAGUAUCCAAUUUUAGUUGAACAAAUUAGUUAUAAAUCUCAGGUUGAAAGCUCUGGGAAGGAGACCUUAAAUUGGUCGUUUCGCGAUGUUCUUGAUAGACUGUUAGAUUUGAUUCUAGUCCCGGUGAAGAAAAGUCUUUGCAAAGAAAAGACACAAUCACUGCCAGAGUUGGUUCUUCAUUGUUGUUAUUUGUUAGCGCGGGUGAUAGCUGAAUUAGCGGCACAGUCUAGCGGGAACGAGGAUGAACUUCAAGCUGCCUGUGGCAGGCUUAUGUACACCACACCUUCGAGAUUUACCCGAGUAAAUCAAUCAAGAUCUUGGAAUACCGGUAAUGGUUCUCCUGACGCGAUCUGUUUUUCGGUCGAUAGACCCGGUAUCGUUAUUGUUGGAGUAGGUAUCUACGGAGGUGUUGGAAUGUACGACUACGAAUUAGAACUGCUUGACGACCAAAACAAUACGGGCAAUGAUCCAUCUCAUACGCAACGUUGGAGCAGUUUGGAUUUUACGCGAGGCUCUUUUGGGCCGGAUGAUUGCGUUAACGACAUAGUAGAGUUAAAAUUUGAUAAACCAGUGCUCAUUAAGGAAAACGUGAAGUAUGCUAUUAGAUUGAGAAACCGUGGUGGUCGUACGAGUAAUGGUGACGGUGGUUUAAGUGUCGUUAAAGGACCCGACGGGACUACCUUUACCUUCACGGCUUGUUCCUUAAGCUUUAAUGGUACAACACAAACUAGAGGUCAAAUACCUCAUAUCCUUUAUUACUCUAAUCCUCAAGAUUCCGAUGGUCAACACACGAGCAAAGCAAUGGCUGAGGUGCAAGCAAGAAAAUGUACCCUUGCCAUGACAGCCACAGUUAUUCAAAGGUCCAAUGAAAUACUUGCAUUAGCAAGGGAGAGGGCAGAAGAUGGAAUAGCCACCGAAGUUUUAGGCAAUGCAACGUUUAUAACCACUCUUUUACCUUUGGUGAUGGCACAUAUUAGUCCACUGGCUACUUCAGAUCCUAGGAGUGGAGUUCAAGUUCUCACUUUAAUACAAGAAAUGCUUCCUCAUGUUUCGGCACUUAACUUAUUAUCUGCAAUGGGAUUGUCUCAAAUAUCUCAAGACAGUGAAGCUCAGUCUCACGUAUCUCCACCCAUUACUACUAGUCAUCAUUAUACUUGGUUGGAAAGCGAUCAUCCCUAUAAACCUGCUACAGUAUCUCACUAUAAAGUUACCUUUCCGGAUACGGUUAAGUGGUUAACUAUUGAAUUCACACCUGAGUGUGGUACGGCGCAGCCUGAAGAUUAUUUGCAACUCUACAUUCCGAAUAUAAUUUCACCCGUGGGAACAUCUGUGACCGCAGGGGUAGAAGACACACCCUUAUAUUGGCCUGUACUGCAUAAACUAAGUAAUGUACAAAGCCAAUGGCCUCAAAACGCGAUUGUACUACCAGGAAAUGAAGUGAUAUUCUCUUUGGAAACUGCGUCGGAUUAUAUGAAAAACGACAGGGCGGUCAUGUACGGGUUUAAGUGCUUGGUUAUUGGAUACGACUGGAUAACAUCGGGAAAUGGGUUAAAAAAUCUGGAAAUUGAAUUAUCAUUUCUGGGUGGUGCUUGUGCCGCCAGUCUGAUGAAGAGAAAUCUUGCGUUACCACCUGUGUCCAACGAAGAAGUGGAAGAGGAUCUGGAGCUGAUGCAGGAAACCGCAAAGAGGAUUUUCUCCAUGCAUUCAACAUUACUUGGCCGAGGAUUCGCUCUGGCUUCGCCACCCACGGUCUCCCAGGCUCUCGACGGAGUUCUUCCAUUCAGUUGCCACUCGAACGAACGGCUCUUUCUGCGAGAUUUCGUCUCCUGUUCAGCCGGGACCAGUGGUGGUCGUUUGGCAAGAUGGUUGCAACCGGACAGCUUUGUGGAUCCCUCGAAAUGCGAGGCGCUUUACUCGAAGGAAGAGAUGAAGUGCGGAUGGCCGGCCAUAGUUACUAUACUCACGAGAGAUCAGUACGGGGACGUCGUGCAUGUACCCAAUCUAAAGGUCGAAGUGAAAGCAGUUCCCAUAGACAAAAAGGACCUAGCAGAAUCGGAUCAAGGAAGAAAAAUUCGACGAGUAUCGCAGCCGGACCCGAUGAGCUUCGGAGGUCAUCCUCAGCCUCCGUUAGACGUUCCGUACGAGGUUACGAUCAACAAUAAGACCUGUUUCUACGCGAUCACUAUCAUGAAGGCUUAUCAAAACUAUUCGUUCGAGGAGCUGAGGUUUAUGUCACCGACUAUAAAAAGAUCGAGCGAGAGUAUGCUGGUCAGACCUAACGGCGAUGGAAGUUAUAGCGCUACUUGGACACCGUCAUCGGUCGGAUGGUAUUCUCUCAUGAUCACAGUUGACGGAUACAACAUGGAAGAUAAUUACAGAGUGGAAGUGAAGGAACCUCCGCAGGGUAUGCAACCACCGACGCGAAAUAUAGUGAAGAAGCCGCAGCAUCAACCGAGCAGACUGAGAAAAUUCGUGGUGAAGAAUAGCGCGGGUUUGAGGAUCAGGGCACAUCCGUCUCUUCAAAGCGAGCAAAUUGGAAUCGUCUCGGUUAAUGGCACUAUAGCGUUCAUAGACGAGAUUCAUAACGACGACGGUGUGUGGUUGCGAUUAAACGCGGAAACGAUUAAGAAAUUCUGCAGCAGUAGUCAUCUGGAAGCUUGGUGCUUGCAGUACAAUCAACACUUGGGAAAAACUUUGUUACUUCCGGUGGAAGAGCCGAAAUCAAUCUUAGAUCAGGUCAUCAAGGAUACUAUCUUACGGAAGAGGCCUGAAGUAGUUGACGAUAAAAGGAAAACUGUUACUUUCGAUGGCGGUAGAAGCAUGGUCGUGGUGAAGUGCGGCGCAUCCGGUCACAACAUCAGAAGUAGGCCAAGUUUGAAGGCAGCACCGGUGGGAAUGUUGGCUCUCGGUAACUCGGUGACCAUUCAAGAAUACUUUGCUAACAACGAAGGCACUUGGGUACGAAUCGACGACGAAUCGAUGGCCAAGUAUUGCUUCGACAAAGGUCGGGUGGCCGAGGGUGAAGCAUGGUCCCUUGCCAUUAACAAACACGGUGUUACGUACAUGAAAACCGAGCAAGAUCUCGAGAACGAUCCGGUGGAGAAGAAACCGAUCGUGGCUGAUCCGUCCGUUUCACCUAAUCACAAAGGUUUCGAUUUCUCAGUGCCUUCCGUGAGCAACGAAGGCUUCAAUUUCACCGCCCAGAAUUACACACCGGGUACGGCCGAGUCUGGUGAAGGUAGCAACACGAAUCCAUUCAUUUUUGGUUCGUACAACCAGCACGAUUCGCCAGGGAGCGAUAAAUUCACACCAGAGAAGACUGACGUUUCACCGAAAUUCACGAAGCCUCAUUCGAAAGAAAGAAUGGUAAAGGAAAGAGAACGCGAAGGUGGUGGUGGUGGUGGAAAAUUCAGCGUGUUGCAGAAAUGGUUGAGAGGCGACGACAAGUGUCACGGGGAGAAAAAAAGCUCCCCUGGCAGUUUUGGCAUCUGCAGGGACUUCUCCGAGUUCGUCGGGGUGUCUGUGAAGGAGUUGGUGAAAGCAAUGGGUGAGAGUCGAGCGAAUGGUAACGGUGCCACGCCACCGGAGACCCCGAGACGAUUGUCGAGAAGCUCGUCACCGAAGAAUCCCCAAGGUGGGUCACCAAGAUUUCACAGCCCGUCCUCUAGCCCGGUUCCAAUACCCGCUGGGUCCAGUCGGCAGCCAGUUGGUUCUGGUAAUUGCCUCUUCCCUCCUGCUGCUCAUGCACCAGUAUCCGGUGGCAUGGUGGACAGUAUCACGUCGCAGAGACGUGGAUCAACCCAAAGCGACACAAGUGCCUUGGUCAGUAGUCUAACGAGGGAUCCUUCGCAGUCCCCAAGUGCUGUCAGCACAACUGCCAAUACUCGCGACCUUUCUCCAAGUCCAAGUUGUAGUUCUUUACACAUGAGAUCCGAGGGUAGUAUAGCUAGUCCACCCGACACACCGAAGCAAGAUGGCGGGGAUUCUCAAGAAAGUCCGCGAAAGGUAUCUCAAGCGCAGACGCAAACGAGUCCCGAGAGUGCUACCACAGCUAUGAAGGGUCAUUUUAGCAUCGGUUCGGCUGGUCCAAAGGAGGAACGUCAUCCAGCGAAACUGAGCAGAAGGGAGCAUAGCAAAAUAGCUAAGACCCGAACGAAACGAGCUAUCUCGCCGACUACCUCUCAAAGUCCUUCUCCGAAUAGGACGUUGAAUCUGACCAAGGAUAAAGUAAAGGAAGCUAUCAGUCCUUCGGUGGCAGAAUGCCUGCGAGCUGUGUUCGCGGCGUUUCUUUGGCACGAAGGGAUCGUGCACGACGCGAUGGCAUGCGCCAGUUUCCUCAAAUUUCAUCCUAGCUUACCGAAACAGGGCGCGCUCGUGGUGACCCGGCAAACGGUGCUGCAAUCAACGGACAAGCAGAAACAGGAACAGAAAGCGAGACAAAGACACUCGGUCGAGGUGACCAACGCCGGGAACUACUUGCACAUUCAACCGAGCACAUUGGAGACUUUAACUCGGUCGGCGGCGAAUGCGAACGCGAACAGGAACCGAAAGAAACAGGAAACAACGAUUAAGGAAGAGGUGCAGGAAAACGGGAAAUUAGGCGCUCUGCCGGAAUUUCAAACGGUCGCUGUUCUACCGCCGGCACUGAAAAGCUUGGUAUUCUUAUGGGAGGAGCUUAGCACUAAUUGUCUUCAAACCAUAGAACAACGCUCGGUACUGCCGAGCCCGAUAUCGCAGAUACAAACGACGAAGCUUAGCAAACGACCGGAAAAACGGAUCCGGGAGGACAAAGUGAAAGAACGAGAGAAGAAAACCAGCAAGAAGAAAAAGGAAUGGAAACCGGUCGGAAGAGCAAACGGAUCGGAGGCGCUGGGAGGAAUAGAACGAGAAACAAUUUGCGAACUCUGCGGCCUUAUGUUUCCGCAUCCAGUUACUUAUCAUAUGAAGAUGAUGCAUCCCGGUUGUGGAUGGCACGCAGGCGGGAAGGGUUACAAUAGCGGAGGUAACUAUUGCAUCGGAUGGGCGGGGAACUGUGGCGACGGUGGAGUCGGAGGUAGCUCCUGGUACCUCAUCUGCGAUACCUGUCGCGAUAAAUACUUGAGAGCUAGGAAGCUGAAACUCGCAAAGAAAUUCCUAACCGGGAUGACGAAGAAGAAGAACGGUACUGGCAAAAUCGUGUCGCCUCUCGGCAGUCCGAAUGGUAACGAAACACACAUCAUCAUGAAGAACAAUGCGAUGUUCCUGUUAGACCUGGCCAGUGCUUCUGGAUUAAACAUUCCGAAACAGCAAAGACGACCUUCUCAGACUUUGUCGUCGGUGGCUGAAAAUUAUAGUCCCCCAGAAGCGGCUGGACCGUUCCCUCCAACUGGACCAUUCCAAUGUCUGCAAGCCUUGGGAGUUCAUAAUUCGCAGAGUCACGAUGAAAGGUACUACGAAGAAACCCUGAGACGGCAAAAUGGUCACCCGAACGGUUAUGAAGGGAACAAUGGCAUGUCUAAUACCACAAACGGCAGGCCUCUGUCGGAACAUCCUAUAAGCGAUAGCGACAACGAAAGUACUAAAGGUCGGGGAAAUUUUCAUCGGUCAGUAUCGAUGUCCACUGCGGCUCCUUGGACCAGGAAUACUAAUGACGGCAGAGUGGUCAUGAUGCGGAAAAGGAAUAACAGUAGCAGCGAGAUGAACAACGAGGCAGGCUCGUCUCUCCUGUGCUACCCUUCCGCAGCCCUUCAGAAGCUAGUACCUUCGAUGAACCAGUCGGCAAUUGUCUCUACUAGUCAAGCAGAAGUGACAAAUACUGACAAGAUAGAGAUUCUCGUGAGGCCAGUGAUGCUGUUCGUUCUUCAACAACACAACUUGCAGCAUUUACAACUGGCCAUGAAGCAGGCGUUACGUCGUGCUGCGUGUCGAGUUUACGCGAUGCAAGCGUUAAACUGGUUGUUAAGAAGCGUCACUCAACCAAUCUGUCUUCAUGAUUUACUGUGGUGGUUCGUUGCUUCCCUGUCACCAAUUGUAUCACCUGAUAUUGCAGAUGCGAAUGACGAGGACAAUAGGACUGACAGAAAGGAAGAUCACGACAUGAUCGGUGUAUGCGAACAUCCCUUGAGCGAUCUAGUCAUAGCAGGCGAAUCUGUUAAUCCAUUGCCAACAGUGUUUCACACUUUGUUGCAAACUAUAGCGGAUCUCAUGCUUUUACCUCCGCCUGGAUCACCCCUUCAACAAGCUGCUAUUCGCUGCUGGGGUAUUAAAUUCACUCCUGCGGAUCACAUGUUCUUACACAGAAGUCACGUGUUUAGUAACAUUAGUAAAAUACUCUCGAGGUCAGAAGAAGAGGAGGACACCACGUUGAGCAUGCACGAAAGUCAUCAGUCGGUGCAUUCUCAACAAGUGAAUAGUUGCGUGGAGGUUUUGAAAGAUUUAACGUGCGGGGUAGAGAUCAAAGCCUCGAGCAGGCAAGCUAUGAUAGUCAGUUUGACCGAUAAUUCGACGGAAACUUUCUGGGAAUCUGGCGACGAGGAUCGUAAUAAAACGAAGACUAUCAGUAUCGUCUGUGGUGCUCAUUCUAUUCCACGAGUAGUUUACAUUCACAUCGAUAAUUGUCGCGAUUUAACGCACAAGGUAUCCAGCGUGACGUUUCAAUCGGGCAGCAAUGCAGAUGAAAUGGUAAAAUUGAGAACGGUGGAAAUUGAAAGUCGUUCAGCAGGCUGGAUUCACUGUCCAGUUACUGACCCACGUCAUAUUAUUGUGAGACUCGAUUUAAAGGGUCCAGACAAUUCUUUACGCGUUCGACAAAUAAGAAUCUUGGGCGAGAUCGAAGGGGAAUCAUUGAAAAUUGGAAAGCAAUUGAGCGCGCAAACGAUUCAGCAAAGGAAUUGCGAAGCUGAAACGUUGAAAGUAUUCCGUUUGAUUACAUCUCAGGUGUUUGGUAAACUCAUACAAGGCGAACAGCAGCAGCAACAAACGGAAGCUGCAGAAGGUGCUAACGAAGAUUUGGAAGACAGCAAUGAUCUUCGGGAACAUAUGGUUGGAAUUUUGUUCAGUAGGAACAAUCUGACUCAUUUACAGAAACAAGUUUGUACGCAUAUCGUUCAAGCUAUUCAGAAGGAAACCAUUCGAAUGAGAGAAGAAUGGGAAGCACUGUUGUGUUCACCAGCACCUGCUAAUAGCUUACUAAGUGAUAACAGCGAUUUACCAAAGGCAGCCGAUACUUAUUGCUUCGAAAUGUUAUCUAUGGUGCUUGCUCUAAGUGGCAGCUCUGUGGGACAGUAUUAUCUGUCGCAUCAGUAUGGUUUAUUAAAAGAUCUAUUGAGUUUAUUACAUACAGGAUCAGCUAGAGUGCAACGUCAAGUAACAUCUCUUUUGAAAAGAAUUUUACCCGAGAUCAAACCGGAAACAUUGGCUAAUGUGAUUAGUAUCAAACGCCUGCCACCCACUGAUUUUAGUAUCGUGUCUGCGGCAAAUAAUGGCUUCACCCAUACCUCAGAAUUCGAUGAACAUUCCCCGGGGAUUCUCGACGUUUUCCUAAGUUGCAUCGCGAAAGCGUUAACGGUUCAAGUUAAAGUGAAAGGGAAAGAAAAUAAUGGAAAGGCUUUGCAGACAGCAUCGCUAGCUACCAGUAUCCAUCCCAAGAGUUACGUUGGGCCGAGAUGGUGGCUAAGAGGUUGUAUGACGCGAAAAUUAGCCGAGGUGAUAAUUCAACUUUUAAAAGACAUGGCAUCGGGAAAACUAUCAGAAGCAUGGGCAUCGGUGACCAAAGCAGCGAUCGCGGAAAAUAUUUUAAAUCUUACCAGACUAGAUGAGAAGAGUCGUGACCCGUCUGAAUGCCUGAAAACUCCAACCUUGUGGUUAGCUCUUUCUUCGUUAUGCGUUCUGGACUCCGAUCACGUCGAAAGAUUAUCUUCUGGUCAGUGGACCGGUUCGGAGGGACAACCACCACCUCCUAGACCAACGUGUAGCAAUCACGAUGACGGUGAAACAACAGCCAUCAUCCAGUGCAACGUUUGCGGAAACUUAUGCGCGGAAUGCGACAGAAUCUUGCAUUUGCACAGAAGAACUCGAAUGCAUAUAAGACAAGUUUGCAAGGAAGAGGAGGAAGCUAUACGGGUGGAUCUUCACGAGGGUUGUGGUCGAACGAAACUCUUCUGGAUUCUGGCUCUUGCCGACAGCAGAACACUGAAGGCUUUGGUAGAGUUUCGCGAUGGUUCGCCGAGAAAACCGGUCGGCGCUACUUCCGGUAUCUGCAGAUUCUGUGGCACCACGGAAAACACGGGUCUGCUGGCGAUAGGGAACGUAUGCGCGGAUCACGAUUGCCAGGAACACGCGAAGAAUGCGUGCACCAAAGUGCAUUCCUGCGGACAUAUCUGCGGAGGUGUUCGAAACGAGAAGAAUUGUCUACCGUGUUUGCACAGGUGUUUGCCAGGAAGCGAUUUGAAGCAAGAUGCCGAUGACAUGUGCAUGAUAUGCUUCACGGAAGCUCUGUCAGCCGCGCCUGCAAUUCAGUUGCAAUGCGGACACGUUUUCCAUCUGCAUUGCUGCAGGCACGUGUUGAUGAAACGUUGGGUAGGACCGAGAAUCACUUUCGGCUUCUCUCUUUGCCCUAUUUGUAAAGUACCAAUGGAACAUUCCACUUUGGCCGAUCAGUUGGCUAGCAUCAAAGAGUUGUACGAAGAUGUUAGAAGAAAGGCUUUGAUGCGAUUGGAAUACGAAGGAUUAAACAAGGCCGAAGCGGUAUUUGGUCCAGGAGGACGAUAUCACCAAGAUCCCGCCGCGUAUGCGAUGGAACGAUACGCGUACUAUGUUUGUUACAAAUGUCAAAAGGCCUAUUACGGUGGUGAAGCGCGAUGCGAUGCCCAAAUUGGCGGGGAAACGUUCGACCCUGCGGAAUUAGUAUGCGGAGGUUGCAGCGACGUGGCAAGGGCUCAUAUGUGCCCGAAACACGGAGCAGAUUUCUUAGAGUAUAAGUGCCGAUAUUGUUGCUCGGUGGCGGUGUUCUUUUGUUUUGGGACUACUCAUUUCUGUAACCCUUGCCAUGACGACUUCCAACGAGUCACUACCAUUCCAAAGAGUGAAUUACCUUCGUGCCCUGCAGGACCUAAGGCAAAACAAUUGGAAGGAGACGAAUGUCCUUUGCACGUUAAACAUCCACCUACUGGAGAAGAAUUUGCGUUGGGUUGUGGCAUUUGCCGCAAUGCACACACGUUUUAAAAAGAAUUUUUGAUAUAACAACUUGAUACGAAAUGGGAUUCUUUCACGAUUUAACAGGCGAUCCUUGUUGACUCUUAUCAAUGCAACUAUACUAUAUAAUGGAUAUACAGUUCGAUAUAAGCAUUCUUAUGAUAACGAUGGUGCGUUAUUAAUGCAGUAAGAAGGGAAAGAUUGAGAAUUCUUAUGAUUGCAAAGGUGGAAUUGAUGCAACAUAAUGAUGCACGAGGAAUCAAAUUAGAGAGCGAGAAAGAGAGAGAGAGAACUGUGUAGUUACAGUCAUAAGUGAGAAUCUGACGAUGCGUGAAACUAUAAUACUUGUUAAGUAUUACAUAAGUCGUUUUUAUUGGUGAUUGUAAAGAAUUACUUAAAACGCAUAAUGGAGAUUGAAAAGAAAGUUGUGCGUGUAUUAAACUUCCAUGCAGUGCGAUAAACAAGAGCUUACACGUGCAUAAAGUCAUACAAAACGUAGUGAAUUCAUUUUGGUAAAAUAUUCUAGAUAUAAGUGUUUAAGAUAACAUAAUAUUAAUAUAAUUCUCUACGCUACUUAAGAAAUAUUUAAUUAUUAUCGACAAUGAUCCUAAUAAAUUAUGUAUGUAGGUAAAUUAUGUAUGUGAAAGAAGUAUGUUAUUUAAAAAAAGAACAAAAAAAUGUGAAGUCAGCUGUGAAGAGUAUAUAUAUAUAUAAAAAAAAGAAAAAAAAAGAA
Molecule: messenger RNA, 14650 nt
Organism: Osmia lignaria (orchard mason bee)
Lineage: Eukaryota; Metazoa; Arthropoda; Insecta; Hymenoptera; Megachilidae
Source: RefSeq, a predicted model, not a curated record